AUGGCAAAGCAGAAGGCAAUAGCACAAAGAUAUGAAGAUUGGAAAGAGUCGUAUGCCGAGUUGCCACGUUGGAUGCUAGGGGUUCAGUCCACCAUGGCCAGGACGAUUACAGUAUUGAAGACUUCUCUGGUUAGACUUGGGGAUCAGGUAGAUGAGUCUACAGUCUACUUUCAUCAUCUUUUCUGGAUAUUUCCACCCUGCAUUGAGGCCUUUCGACAAUGUAAGCCCAACGUGAGCAUCGACGGUACCCACUUGUAUGGAAAGUAUGGAGGUACCUUGCUGCUGGUGUUAGCGCAAGAUGGGAACUUGAACAUCUUACCGAUAACGUUCGCACUUUUGGAGGGAGAAAAUGCGGAGUCAUGGUCCUUUUUCUUAUCCAACCUACGACAGCAUAUGAUGCCGCAGAAAGGCAUUCUUGUUAUCUCCGACAGGCAUAACGGCAUCAGGGCUGCCCUUAAGGCCUCCGAUGGUGGUUGGCUACCUCCACGUACUUUUCGACUGUUCUGUAUUUGUCAUGUGGUGGCAAAUUUUAGCCUCAGCUUCAAAGGUCAAGACGUGAGGAGGAUGUUAGUGAAUGCUGCCUAUGCAAAUACUGAAGCAGAAUUUGAUUACUGGUUUGACAUUAUGCGGACUGAGAAUCCGACUAUGUGUGAUUGGGCUAAUUGA
This is a messenger RNA of Arachis duranensis, 666 nucleotides long. RefSeq lists its product as uncharacterized. The transcript has a single exon. The record is from RefSeq and is a predicted model, not a curated record. Bases 1 to 666 code for a protein of 221 amino acids. Lineage: Eukaryota; Viridiplantae; Streptophyta; Magnoliopsida; Fabales; Fabaceae.